UGGAAAGAACAGACAGACUAGUAGCACAGAGCUGUGUUUGCGAGCGAAGCUCCAUUACUAACAGCAGUAGAAGCGGCAGUGAUGGGGAAGAAGACUCGCACAGGCACAGGCAGAAGAACCAUAUUACAGCUUUCACCGCCAAAACCAAACCGCAACGCCACCGGAGAAGCAAGAGAGGACGGAGUCGGCUCUGGAUCCGAAGACGAACCUGAGGGUAACACAGAUGGGCAGGCAAUCCCGAGAGACGUAAACCUAGGAAUGAAGACCCCAGCUGUGAAGGCCACACAGGGUCUGUCUUUGCUUGGAGCCUAUGAAGACAGUGAAGAAGAAGAUGCGACAGAGAACCCUGCGACUGCCACAAAGGCAAAACAUAACCAGUCUGCAGACAUAGACAGCACACUUGCCAAUUUUAUGGCGGAAAUUGAUGCAAUUACCACCCAGCCGACCCAAACAGAUGAAUCAGGGACAGAGCCCAGUGCUCCAGCCCCAACCCCUCCACGUCCUGAACCCAAAACAGACCAGCAGGCUCAUGCUGAGAACAGCUCCACGCAAGAAUUUGAAUACAACACGCAAUACUCCCUUGCAGGAGCUGGGUUGGAGAUGGGUGACUGGCAGGAGGUGUGGGAUGAAAAUACUGGCUGUUACUAUUAUUGGAAUACUCAGACCAAUGAGGUGGCCUGGGUGCUCCCGCAUUACCUGGCCGACCAAAUGCAGAGCUUACAUUAUGCGGAUAGUUCAUCUGUAAAUGGUAAUGGUGUGGCAGAGCAUAGCAAUGUUUAUACUGAACAGCAGUCUGUUGCACCUGCCCCCACAUCAAAGAGGGAAACCAAAAAGAAGGAAGUAAUAGAGAGUGUUGUGGCUUUGACCAGCGAAGAGGAGGAGAGUAGGGGUGUUGCAGCUACUCUCCUAGCUCCCCUAAUCCCAGAGGAGGUGAAGGAAGCAGAAGAGAAGUGGAGAAAGAAGGUAAUGGCCAUAGAGGAUACAGUUGAAGCAGCCCAGGAUCUGGAGGUGGAAGCGACUCCAUCUUUGAACUCCCCGGCUCUCCAGGACAUGGACAGCCAAAGUAACCAGCGCAGCAGAAACCACUCCGCAGAAUCUUCUGACAGGGAGGAGGCAGAAGAGGACACCAUGGAUCUAGAACUAGCAUUAGAGAGGAAAAAAGCUGAGCUUCGAGCCUUGGAGGAAGGUGAUGGCAGUGCUGGUGGUUCCAGCCCCUGUUCUGAAACCAGUCAGGAGGGGCCUCGCAACAUACUUUUGAAGAAGAACAAAUGGAAGACAUCCUUUCUUCGCGCACCAAGCCCUGACUCGAGCAGCCGGGGCUCAGACAAAGCAGGAUUGGGCACUCCUGAGUGCUCCGAUAAUGCACAUUCCAAAACAACAGAGAAGCAAGGGGAAGAAGAUGAAAAGGAGAAGUCUGUAUCCAAAACACUUCAAAAGGAAGAAGAGGACCUCAAGUUUCAGAUCGGAGAACUUGCCAACACACUCACCAGCAAAAUGGAGUUCUUAGGAAUUGACAAAAAAGCCAUCUCAAACUUUCAACUGCUGUUGCUGCAAACAGAGACGCGGAUUGCAGACUGGCGAGAGGGCGCUCUGAAUGGAAACUAUCUCCGCCGCAGGCUGCAGGAAGCCGCAGAGCACAUAAAACAUUACGAACUUAACGCCACUCCCAAAGGCUGGUCCUGCCACUGGGACAGAGAGCACAGGCGGUACUUCUAUGUGAAUGACCGGACCAAUGCCUCCCAGUGGGAGUUUCCAGUUGUGGAGGAGGGAGAGGAAGCUAAGCAAUGCCUGCCACCCACAGCUGGCCCUGGAGACACCAGUCAUCCAUCUGCUGAAGCUGUUGGUGGUAUCAUAGGAACUUCCAUGGCAGAAAUGCAUUCAUAUUGGUCGGUUCCCCAGCCUCCUCAACCUCCCCUGCCUCCACUUCCUCCAGAAGAUCCGCCCCCUCCACCUAUGGAGCAACCACCACCACCACCUCCACCUCCUGAAUCCCCUCCUCCACCCCCUCCACCACCCCUCAGUGAUGACGGAGAGAUUGAGGAAGUGGAGAUGGAGGAUGAGGAGUCAGAACCUCCGGCUCCUGGAACAGAAGAGUUCAAGGCGGCUGAGGCAGCAGCUUCUUUGAUGGUUGUGGCUAAAGGUCAGAAGCGCAAGUCACCAGGAUCAGGGCCACUAACCAAAACAGUCACCAUCGGCAGCAGCCCCAUUCUAUAUACUCAAUCAUGUGCCACAGCUGCCCCAGUUCUAGUUGGAAAUGCUUUCUGGGGAAUGACUACUGCAAUUGUACCUUCUCUGCCUGUUGAGAGCUUAACUCCACCAAUGCCAGUCCUACCAGCCCAACCACAACUACCUCCUGUUCCUGCGCCUCUUCCUCCCAGCAGCCUGGAACCAAGCAAAGUGCUUAUAGAUAAAACAAAGAAACAGAAGAAAGAGAAGUCCAAGAAAAGCAAGACGAAAAUGCCAUCCCUAGUGAAGAAGUGGCAGAGCAUUCAGAAAGAGCUAGAUGAAGAAGAGAAGUCAAGUUCCAGUGAUGAAGAUCGAGACCAGCUGAACAACAGACGCAUAGAGGAUUGGAAACAACAACAGCUUGCUUCGGGAAAAUCUGUAAAGAACGCUAACUUCGAAGUGCUGCCUGACGAUUGGAGGCAAAGACUUCUAAAGAAAAAGAAGAUGAUGCAGAGUUCAUAACACCAGACUGGGAAACUUUGAAUAAGAGUCUUCAUCAGGGGUGGACGGAACUGUGUCAUAGUGUCCAAGUUACUAACCUUCAUUAAGGACUUAGUUGGACAAAUCUGAAUGAAUGUUUCUUUUUAUAUGUGUGCACAUACUUGGGUAAACUCUGUCUGUUAAAUUCAAAUCAUCAUCUCAUGAAUAGAGGUAUACUAAGGUUAUAGGAUGCUGUAAAAUGUUAACAGCCUUUAAUUUGCAGAAUGUUUUAAAGCUGCAGUGAACCAGGCCCCACGUGUACAGCAUUUUUUUCCUUCUACUUUUUGUACUCGCACCCGUGAAACCUGUGUAUGAUUUAUUCACAAAAAUACUGAAAUCAUAUUAAAGGACUGUCCCAUUUCUCAAAUAUCUCAGAUCUGUUGUCUUGGAAUAU
Messenger RNA from Xyrauchen texanus (razorback sucker), 3100 nucleotides. RefSeq names its product formin binding protein 4 (gene fnbp4). Gene Ontology annotation, molecular function: protein binding. The record is from RefSeq and is a predicted model, not a curated record. The transcript has 17 exons. The coding region runs from base 82 to 2688 and encodes 868 amino acids. NCBI's taxonomy places the organism in Eukaryota, Metazoa, Chordata, Actinopteri, Cypriniformes, Catostomidae.